Molecule: messenger RNA, 719 nt
Organism: Chenopodium quinoa (quinoa)
Lineage: Eukaryota; Viridiplantae; Streptophyta; Magnoliopsida; Caryophyllales; Amaranthaceae
Exons: 4
Coding region: 106-678 (190 amino acids)
Source: RefSeq, a predicted model, not a curated record
GAUCCAAGUGCUCAGGUUUGUAAUAAAAAGACUGCCAUUGUAGAAGAUAUCCCUUCAGAUGAUAGUGUUUCAAAUGACUUUGAACAGGAAUAUGGAUAUAGCUCUAUGCAAUCAAACGUUAAUGUUGAUCCAGACAUAUCUUCUAUUGUUAAGGGUAAAACAGCUGCAAUUGCUCAUGAUGUUGAUAAUUUUCCAACAAGUUCUCAAUUGCCACCAAAGAAACCAAGAAAUGUACAAUUUCCCACAGUUGUGCAUGCUCAAAUCAAUGCUAAAGCUCCUUCUAAAGUUUCUAGCAUUGUUCAAAAUCCUCCAAAAGCUUCAAGAAAUGUUCAAGUUCGUUCUAGUGUUCCGAAGAAAGUUCAAGCUCCUUCUAAUGUUCCAAGAAGUACUCAAGGCUGUUUUCGGAAUGUUCAAGUUGAUUCUAGUAUUUCAAGAAAUGUGCAUGAUGUUCCUAAUGUUCCAAGAAGUACUCAAGGAAAUUCAAGGAAUGUGCAAGUUUCUCCUAGUGUUUCAAGGAAUGUUCUACUUUCUCCUAGUGUUUCAAUGAAUGUUCAAGGAUCUCCUACUGUUUCAAGAAGUACUCAAGGAGGUUCUCCACAGAUUUCAACCAAAUAUGAUAGGUUAUUAGCGUUUUUUGAUACUAGUGUGGCUAAGAGAUUGGCUACAAAUGGUAAAUAAGAGAGUAAAUCAAUAUGCAAUUAUGUUUUGGUGUUUAACUA